GUAAUACUUGAUUUUCUAUACGUUAGUGUCAAUGCCCUGCCAAUACUGACCGAAGACGUUGUGCCUAGUCCAUGUCCAAUAAUUACACGACCUGCUUAGAGUGAUAUAAAAAAAAUGGCGUUUGUCGAAAAUGCUCACUUCUCGGAAGAUGCAUCAGAAAGCUGUGACAAACACAUUGAUUACACCAAUCUUGGACCAAGAUUUAAGAAGCAACUGGAAUAUGCUUAUGUGAGAGCUGGAAUAGAUGACAGAAAGAGGUGUUUCGAGUCAUUGAAUUCGGUUGAUGUUGAGGACAGUAGGACCAGGAGACCUUAUACAGCUAUGCCUAUUUUGGAACGAACUGGUUCCUGCGGUGAGGAUGGGUUUCAAGCACCUUAUGCCACGACUUAUAAAAAACAGUAUUAUCCAAAGAAAUAUCCUAUUACCAUAGCAACAAGACCAAUGACAACUGGGACAAAUAUAGCACCACCAGAAGCUAGGACUGAGAACACCCAUUACGAUUUCGAAUAUUCCAGAAAAAUACCAAAUCCCAAUCAUAUUUAUCGUACCGGCUCAGCAUCAGGUACCAGGAAUAACAAACCCCAUCCAUCAAAGGAUUUCUUGAUUUGGAGAUUUCCAGGCAAUACCAAACCAUCACCAAGAGAUUAUAUUAAAGAAAAUGUGACGGAUGCCAAAUUAAAUGAAAUACAUCGUCGUUUAUGCCGAUCUACAUAUCAGUCAGAUUAUCUUGGUAUGCCACAAGGGUAUGAGAUUGUUCCAACUAGUCCAGGUCUACUACGACAACCAAGUUACGCUUUAGAUUCAUUCCAAAGAUCUACUUAUAAAGUUCCAGUACAACCUGAUCGUCUAAAACUGGCUACAACACGGUAUGGUAGUAAUAACAAUAAAUAUGUACCAGUAUAUGGCACAAUUCCUCAAGCUAAUGGUAAUACAACAUAUGGUAAUAAAGUGACUACAUAUGAUAGAUAUUAUAAUCAUAAUGACUCGGCACCAUAUUCUGAUAAAGGUUAUCUUAAUGAUAUACGACACAGAUAUGGUAUGAAUGGAACUUAUGAACCUGUAUCACCUGCUACACCUAUUUCAUCUGGUGGUAUGAGAAAGAUGAGAUCAAUGGUUCCAUCUGCUACUCCAGUAACUUGUUUUACACCACAACCAGUAGUUUAUUAAAAGAGAAGAAUUCAUGAAAUAAAUGAAAAUUAUGUAAUUUAUACUCCCAAGUUAAGACUGUGAAUUUUAAUAUGAGAACGUCAUAGUUCAGUUCUGGACUUCUGGCAUAUGUUGAAAUUUCCGUCCCCAUUCAAGCAUUCCUGAAUAAAAAGAUUGUUUUAAAAUAAUAUUUGUUCAAAAGAUCUGUGAUAAACUUUUAACACCUUUAUUUAUAUUAAGCCAAAAUAUAUUAAUAAGGAUUUUUUAAUGUUAUAUUUAGAUUAUUAAUGUAUUUGUAUUGUACAUUAAUAUUUUAUAUUUAAAUUAUUGUAUAACUUAUUGUAUUCUUACUUAUAGUCCUACUGAGCCUUUGUACUGGAAGCUUUAUUCAUAUUAUCGCUUUAGAGUUUAUCAGAUUAUGGUUUUGGUCUAUAGGUCAUUAGGGCUUUUAUCACAGAAAAGUCUAGUCAUUUGCAUGGAAAAAAAUCAGUUAUGAAUUAUGAAUAUCUAGUUGGAAUAUUGCAGGGUGCAUUGACUGACAUGUUUACUUUGUUAAAAUUUGCCCACCCAUUGUUUAGGUAGUUUAUUAAAACUUCUCAAAGUAACUGAUCAAAAAUAGGUUCAGUUCCAUUCAUUUAUUAUUGACAAAGCCCCACCUCCCCCUUUAAUUGUUGGGUAAAAUGUUUCGAUGGACCACUGGCUGAAUCCACGAAAAUGAAUUAAAGUUACAAUUUCAUAUUUUCUAAGAAAGUCAAAACAUAAUUAUUUCUAUGUCUUUUGCUCAAUAGGUUGUCAAAUCGCUAUUAUACGAUCAUAGGUUAUCUUUCUCCCACUUUAAAAUCUUCACACCAGAAAUAAUAACACAAUUACCUCCCUUGUUUUCCUAUUCCCCACCAUGGAAUAGCUAUCUUCAAACGUUUGAAUUUGAAGUUGAAAAUGAUAUUUUUGCCAAUUUCUCAACUGGCAAUAGUAAAUUAUAGGAUAAAUAGGAUUAUUCUUUAACAAGGUACAUGUAGGACUGUUUAUAGAUACCAUCUAUUUUAGGGCUUUAUUUUAAUACAUUUUAAAAAUAUAACUUAAAAAUAUGAAAUUGUAACUUUAAUGUUAAACAAUACAUUUUUAGCAUAGGUUAAAGAUGUAAAGAAUUAAAUUUUGUACGAAAAAUGCAAAUAUAUGCUGAACACCUGCCUUAACAGUAUUUACUCUGAAACAGAAUCACCUCUCGCUCUUCUUCCUAUAUGUGUAUAUUGUGUGUCUUUCCAAUAUUAAAACUGCCCAAACAAACCACAUUCCAUUUCCCCUAUUUUGAUAAAGGUAUUUCCCAAUGAUUAUUUUCAUACAUUAUUAUAACUAGUUUUUCAGCAUCAAAUUUUUUAAAAAUGAAAAUAUAAACAUCCAGAAUUAAUGAUGUUUGUGUGUUUUAUACAUUACUUACUAAUAAUAGAUCAAUUUGCAAUUCCUUCCCCAAAAUAUUUUUUUUUGUCGAUGUUGAUUUGUAAAAAAUAAUGAGAGAAACUUUAAGUCAAUGUAGCUGAAUAGGUUGAUGUAUCUAAUGUUUCCUUAAUCUAGUCUUAUAUGAUAUAUUUGCCAAACAAGCUUUUAAAUUUGUGAAUUGAGAGAUACAUGUAUUUGUUUCAAUAAUUACUAGUGGGGGUUUUCUAACACAAUAUUACAUACUUUAAUCAGUAAAAUAAUAAUUAUGAAAUGUAUACAUGUACAUUAUUUAUUGUGCUUUGAUAUAUUGUAAACAAAUCUCAUGUGUUAUUAGAUUUGACCCAUGAAAAACUGACAAUAUAAAGUUGGUUCGUAAAAUGCAUUUCAAAGAUGAUUAGCCAUUAUAAGAUCCAAUCCUUGUUACAUUAUGAUUUAUUGACAUGAUGUAUUUUAGAAUAAUUGAUCUAAGUAAAACGUAUUACUUGUACCAAACAUGAUCUGCCCAUUAUGUGUUAAAACAGAGGAGUAAGUUACAUUACAGAUACCAAAUGUCUAUUCUUUUUCUUACACCCAUGAAUAAGACCUUGGUUGUGUCCUAUGAGAUGAGUUUGAUGUUGUUUGUUAUUUUUGGUUAAUUGUUGAAUUGCAAUCUGUGAUAAGACACUGGAACUUUUAAAUUUUUCUAUCUUCUAUUAGUCUGUUAUAGUAGUUUUUGAGGAUUAGUGUUUGUAUAUUUGUCAUAACAAUAAAUUUUAUUUGCAGAACUUUUUAAUUGUUAUACACCCAUAUUGAAAUGUGGUUAUAUAUUGCCAUCCACCCUAUCAAUCUUCAAUCUUGGGCCCACAGUUGCCUGUGGAUGCUCUAGAUGUCAAAGUUAUCACCUGAUGACUAGAAAUGUAUACAGAAUACAGAGACAAAGAAGCCUUUUGAUUUCCUAUAACUUGAACAGCCAUGAUCUUGUGAUUAAAAGUACAUGUUUUGUAUAAUAUUAGCACUUGCAAGAACAAGACA
Patella vulgata (common limpet) is the source of this 3591-nucleotide messenger RNA. RefSeq lists its product as uncharacterized. The transcript has 8 exons. The record is from RefSeq and is a predicted model, not a curated record. Gene Ontology annotation, cellular component: cytoplasm. The coding region runs from base 115 to 1167 and encodes 350 amino acids. Lineage: Eukaryota; Metazoa; Mollusca; Gastropoda; Patellidae.